UUUGGCGUCAGCUCAUGAAGGUGGUCCAUAAGUUCAAAUUCACUAUCGGUGUACACCCAUAGAUAAAACAAGGAAAUACUUGCACUAAUCCUACACCUAGUUACGUUCAUAGUAGAGGAAUUCACUGAGGAACUCUGACAAUGGCCGACGUAAUUGACAGUGAGGUUUUCCUAGCCUUCUCCACUUAUGCCACCAUUGUCAUUCUCAAGAUGAUGUCCAUGAGUUUUUUAACUGCAUACUUCAGAAUCACCAGAAAGGCAUUUGCAAACACUGAAGACACUUUCACUGCCAAAACUUCUGAGGAGAAGAAAAAGAUGCUGCGGGUCAACGAUGAUGUGGAACGUGUUCGAAGAUGCCAUCAGAAUGACCUGGAGAACAUUAUUCCCUUUGUGGUGAUUGGUUUGCUCUAUACUCUGACAGGACCAGAGCUUUCAACUGCUCUGCUCCAUUUCCGCCUGUUUGUAGGGUCACGUUUCGUCCAUACAAUAUCGUAUGUGAUGGCACUGCCUCAGCCCAGUAGGGCUCUGUCCUGGGUAGUGGGCAUAGGCAUUACUGGCAGCAUGGCCUACCACGUCCUCACCAUUGUACUGCGGCUGUAGGGAGAAUCCCCUGAGGAAUAUCACCAGACACCAGACCUUUUCAUGUCUAAAAUUAAAUUUAUAGUGUAUUGUCACUAAAUCCUAUACAAUAACAUCAAGUGUAAACUCUAUUAUAAUAUUACAGUUACUUCAUGUUGACCUAGAGGUUUUUCUUUUAUGUAUUAUUUUUUCCCCAAUCUUUUUUUAGAGGAUUGUUGUUGCAGUUAUUAGGUGUUUCACACCAGUGGGGGUGAAUACUUAUGCAGUUACAAAUUUUACGUUUAUUAUUUGUAAAUAAUUUUGCUAAUUAUAUGAAAUUUUCCCCUACUUCAAUAUUAUGGGGUUCUUUCUGUAUGUUCAUGACAUGAAUUCCAAUUAAGACCAUUUCAGUUCCAGGUUGUAACACAAAAAAGGGGGGGGGGGUCAAAGGGGGUUGAUACUUACCUAAACCACUGUAUGAGCAGUACAGUAACACGCCAGUGGAAUAUUAUCUGAUUAUAUUGUUUGAUUAAACUGGAAACCCUAACAUUUGUUUUAAUUUUACUACCUUGAUGCAAUUUUAACUAUGGAACAUAAAUGUCUUAAGUGAUGGUGCUCUAAACAGUCUACAAAUGAGUCAUACAAUUUCAUAACAACAAUAUCCUAGCCCUAAUAUAAAAUUGGAAGAGUUUGGAUCUCAUUUCUAAACAUAGUACAAAUAUACUCAAAUAUCUUGUAUGCCCACCCUUCACCUCCAAUCUUUUUCGUAUUUGCUGAGUAACCUUUAGAUUCUCUCAGUUAGAUCAUUGGAAUAUGUUAUAAGAAAUAUGAUGAAAAGCUACAACAGUGACAUAAAACACUGAAGAUAAAAAUAUAGAACUGUAUAUUCCAGAGAGCAGGCUAACACAUUUGCCAAAGAAACAAACCCAGAGUGGUAAAGAGGGAAUGCUAUUAAAUGCAGUAUAAUUUCACAUCAUACAGUAAUAAUCAGAUUUCUCAGACUGCAUGGAACCCAAGAAAAAUUUCGAAAUGAAGAAAUUGUUCACAGGUGAAGCCCCUGGAGACAACCAUAGCUCAAAAAUAUUUUAAUAAAUAUGUUUCUAAUAACCAUCUUAAUAUUAUCAACCAUCUAAUAAAAUAUUGAAUAUUUAAUGAUUCUGCA
Molecule: messenger RNA, 1719 nt
Organism: Ictalurus furcatus (blue catfish)
Lineage: Eukaryota; Metazoa; Chordata; Actinopteri; Siluriformes; Ictaluridae
Product: microsomal glutathione S-transferase 1
Exons: 4
Coding region: 141-599 (152 amino acids)
Cellular component (GO): mitochondrion; membrane
Molecular function (GO): glutathione transferase activity
Source: RefSeq, a predicted model, not a curated record